AUGGAGGCGGACAGAUCCGGCGGAGGACCAAACCCGAACUCCGGAGGCGGCGGCAGCAGCAGCGGCGGCAGCGGAGCGGGGCGCAACCCAAACGGGCCCAAAGCAGCACCGGGCCAGGCGACAUCAGCUGCGGCGACCGGGGCGAUGGCAGCAGCAGCGGCGGCGGCGGCGGCGGCCGGGGCCAUGCCCGGAUCGUCGCAGGCUCGGGAGCUGCAGGACGGGGACGCGGGUAUGACGCUUCCUGGGAUCCUGCACUUCAUCCAGUACGAGUGGGGACGCUUCCAGGCCGAGAAAUACCGCUGGGAGGCUGAGAGAGACGAACUCAGGGCACAGGUGGCGUUCCUCCAGGGCGAGAGGAAAGGGCAGGAGAAUAUGAAACAGGACCUGGUGAGGCGGAUCAAAAUGCUCGAGUACGCCCUCAAACAAGAGAGGGCAAAGCACCAGAAGCUGAAGACAGGAAAUGACCAGAGUCCAGGAGACAAGAAACCAGAGACAGAGGCAGACCAACUUCCCAAUGGGCCGGCUGAGUCAGACUCUGAGCCAGCCAAUCAGAUGUCCUGGAAGGAGGGACGUCAGCUACUACGCAAAUAUCUGGAGGAAGUGGGUUAUUCAGACACCAUCCUGGACAUGCGGUCUAAGCGCGUGCGCUCCCUGCUGGGGCGGAGCAGCCCCGAAGCUAACGGGCCUCCGCCCAGUGAAACCUGUGCUGAGCCAGAGCCGCGGGCAGGUGGAGAGUCGUUGUUGGUCAGACAGAUCGAGGAACAAAUCAAGAGGAACGCGGGGAAGGAAAGCUCUAAGGAACGUCUGGGAGGCUCAGUGCUCGAUAAAAUCCCUUUCCUGCACGGCUGUGAGGACGACGAUGAAGACGACAGCGACGAGGAAGACGACUUCCAGGGCAUGGCCACCGACUGCAUCGAUGGACCGCGCAAGAACAAGAAGUCUCGUGUAAAGAUGGGUUCGGAGCCCAUGACCACAGACCUCGAUCCGGAGGACGAGGAGGACGAAGAUGACUCGGAAGACGCCCUCAGUGAAUUUGACUUCCUGGGCUCGGGGGAGGAUGGGGAGGGGGCGGGAGAGGCCCGGAUCUCGGGGGACGGACGGGAGUUAGAGAACCGCAGGAACAAGUUACAAGGCAUGAUGUCGGACUUCCCCCCUAAACCCACCCCACCCCCCUCUGUAUCGGGACAGGCUCGCUCCGGGGAAGGCGGCGCCCUGGGUUUUUCCUCUGAUGUCUUCAUCAUGGACGCCGUCGGGGGAGGGGACAUAAACCUUGGCGAACUGGCCGAUCUCACUGUCGCCAAUGACAACGAUCUCUCUAUGGAUAUGCAGGACAACAGAGAGGAAUUCAAGAAGACAUGGAACCCUCGCUUCACACUACGCAGCCACUUUGAUGCCAUCCGCGCUCUGACCUUUCACCCCAGCCAAGCCGUGCUGCUCACAGCCUCUGAGGAUGGAACACUAAAGCUGUGGAACCUCAACAAGGCCAUGCACUCUAAAAAGAACGCAGCGUUGGACGUCGAGCCCAUCUACACAUUUAGAGCACACAGCGGAGCUGUUCUGUCUCUGACCAUGGGCGAGGAUGGAGACUCCUGCUACAGCGGAGGUCUAGACGGAACUGUGAGGUGUUGGAAGAUGCUCGACCUCAACGUGGAUCCUUAUGAUAACUACGAUCCUGGCAUUGAGAGCAGCGUGCUCGCAGGCCACGAGGACAGCGUGUGGGGUUUGACUUACUCGGCAGUCCACCAUCGUCUCGCCUCCUGCUCGGCCGACGGCACCAUUCGCAUCUGGGACCCGCAGAACUCCGCUCCGUGCCUGUCUGUUUUCAACAAGGAGAGAGAGCACGGCACGCCCACCUCGGUGGCUUUUGUGGCCACUGACCCCAACCAGGUGGUGGUGUCAUUUGAUGGUGGUGAGACGCUGCUCUACGACCUGAACACAGAGCAGAGCACCACUGCGCUAGAGACGCAGACCAAGGAUGGCAGUGAGCUGAUCAACCGUGUGGUCAGUCACCCAUCUGAGCCUGUCUCCAUCACUGCACACGAGAACCGCACUAUCCGCUUCCUAGACAACAAGACAGGUAAAGUUGUCCACUCCAUGGUGGCUCACCUGGAUGCGGUCACCUGUCUCACCACAGACCCUAAAGGCACUUACCUCAUCUCUGGCAGCCACGACUGCUCGGUGCGCCUGUGGAUGCUGGACAACAGGACGUGCGUGCAGGAGAUCACGGCUCACAGGAAGAAGCACGACGAGGCCAUUCAUGACGUGGCCUUCCACCCCUCACAGCCCUUCAUUGCCAGCGCCGGCGCAGAUGCACUUGCCAAGAUCUUUGUCUGACAUCGCUGUCGUCGUUCUGAGUCCUAAAAAACAACUGGGACAAAAGUGACUGAAGACAACAGUGGACAAAUUUCACCUGCUUACACACAGUUACACAGACACACACAGACACACACAGACACACACAACUGUCCUGCACCCCACUGGCUGGGUCAUUGCCACAGGACAUCACCUCCCCCUCACUGUUCUCUGAUGCCUCAGUGACUUCUUGUAAUACUAAUCACUCCGCUUUUUUAUAUCUUUAAACUCCCGGCUGCUCCGUUUCAAAUAAUCAUGUUUGGAGUAACACUUUUUUACACUACAAUAUUCUGUUCAGCUUUCCUUUUUUCCCCCAGCCUAUUACAAAGCACUGUGUGUGUGUGUGUGUGUGUGUGUGUGUGUGUGUGUUUGUGUGCUUGAUUUUUUGCUGACACACUAACUCACAUUUCACCAAGGAAACACUCGCACGGCACAGCGCCCACAAAUGCACCACGUUUCAUCCUACAGAUUUUUUUUUUUUUAAGUAGUUGACAGAUUGUUUGUGGCUAACAUACAUAAUGUAGGCAUGACAAAAAAACAAGAAAGAGGACGGUAAACCUUUCCCAGAAACCUCUUCGUUGGGAAUCAAUGUAUUACAUUCCAAAGACUCCAGUAGAGUGUGUGUGUGUGUGUGUGUGUGUGUGUGUGUGUGUGUGCGUGUGCGCGUGCACGCACGCGCGUGUGUGUGUGUUGCGGAGUUGGAGAAUGUCAAAUGUAGACGUGUGUGUGUGUGUGGCAUGAGGAGGCACUAGACAGUCACUAACCAGUGUUGGAACAAAUAGCUUUAAUUUUACGGCCAAGUCUCAUCGUUUGUCUGAGUAUUAAAGCGUCCCCAUGAUUCUGCCUCUGUGUGUGUGUGUGUGUGUGUGAGAUUAACUGUCACUCUGCUGUACAAGAUAAACGAACACGUUUCCACAAUCACGAUGCAUUUCUUCAGAUGUACAGAUUGAACUCGGCUCCACAGACUGACGCUAGAGGACAAGAGAUCAAUCAAAGGCUGUAGACGACAGGAGUGUGAGGCGGGUCUCGACAAAUGGCCGAUCGUGUCAUCUGGUGCUUUUUACUGUACGGACGAGUGUGUGCAUAUGUGUGUUUGUGUGCGCACUAGUUAAAUCACGGUGCUAUGAAAGACCUUGUCAGUCUUGAGUCAGAAUCAGGGACCUGUUUUGUGUGUGUGUGUGUGUGUUUGUGUGCGUUUGAGGAUGAGAGACUGUGUUUCUCACUCAUCGGGCUACAGAUCUACGUCGAGUCAGUCGACUUUUUAAAUGACAUUUCUUCGUCGAAAUCAUUUCAUUAACCGUGGUCACAUUUCAGAAAGUUAACGAACGCUGUUCUCUGAAACUGGCUCGAGGUGAGGACCACCUGGACUGAAAAAAAAGUUUCCUCAGACGAGAGCUGCUUGGAUUUUUCAUUUUAAUCUUGAAGUCAGUGGAUGGCACUCUGUUUCUGGCUCAUUAUUUAUUCAGGCUUUCCAAAAAAAGAGCUUGACAAUUAAGGUUCCUUUUUCUUGUUUGACGUGCAUCAGUUGCACAGUAGCACAUUACCCCCAGAGAGCUGAUGUCUGGGAGGAAAAGCUCUAGGAUGGGAAAAAAGAAAAGACAUGGAAGUCAAUUUAAAAAUCUGCCUUUUUUUUUUUUUUUUUUGUCAUUUUCAAGAAGAGGAAGUACUGAUUUAAAGAUGUGUGGGUGUCAGUUGAUAUUACUCACCACCUUAUCUGAUCCUAUUUGGCUAUUUCUAACAGGCUUAAGUCAUUCCUUUAAGAAGACCUCGCAUAUGUCUGGGUUCUGCAUUUGUACACGUAACUGCAGGACGCACAUUUCAUUCAAAGUUGCCCCUUAAUAGCCAACAUGACUUCCAAAUUACUUGACUGUUAAUUACCUUGAGAAAAGUCUGAUGAAAAUGUGGUGUUAAACCAGCCAGUUAAGGAGCACCACUCUCCAUCCUCUUCAAGAUUACAGGGUCACACUAGGGGUCAGAGGUCAAAGUAGCCUAGAGGUAAACACUCCUUGCAUAAUCACUAGGGACACUAGUAGUCAUAGUUUGAGGGGUUUUCCCUCCUGAAACAGGGUGGUGGACUGUUGUCUGAAUUUAGACAAAGAGAACAAGAGGGUGCAACUGCAUUAUUGCACUGCUGCUGGGCACAGCAUCCUGUUAUAUAACUACUAUUUGGCUUCACUUUGCACUACAUCUAAUAGUGGAUGCUUGUGGCGAGGAGUGGUAGCAGACAGGGUGCAGAAAUAAUGCUUUUGCAGAUAUUUUGUUAUACAAUCUGGAGUAAAUACUACAACCCUGCCGUGGCUCAGUUAUUUCACUCUGAGCAACCGCAGUACGCCCCCAUCACCGAGUAUAUAAAGACAAAUCAGUAUGACACAUCAGAAAAAGAAAAAAGAAAUCGAAACAGAGGUUGUAAAUGAUGACUUGAGAUGCCAUUACGUGCUGUAAAUGUCCAUCAUUUCCUUGUUUUCUUUCUUGCAUUUUUUUUCUUUUGAUUAUGAAUAUGAUUAUUAAGAUGUAAGAAUACUGUAGUAUCAUAAGUGAAUCAUUCUUCCUUGCUAGGCAUAGAACUUGCUUGUGAUUGAUAAUGGCGAUGUAUAGCUUGUAAAAAAGCAAAACGAUUAAAAAACAUGAAAAAUGACGAAAAUAAGUUAAAAAAAAAAGGAAAAAAAUCAGUUACCAGUCAGAGGCCAAGGUAAAGGACUCAUUUCUUUGUGUUUUUAUUUUUUUAUUAGCAAUUUAUCACUGUGUGAUAUUUUGUACAUCAUAUUAAGCUGUAUUCAAACUAUUUCCUCUAACUACAAGGGAUAAGAGACCUGCUUUUUAUUAAUUUUGUUUUAUUAUAUAUUUUUGAACUGCAUUCUAGCUUGUAUCAGAUGACUUUCUCUUUUUGUUUACGGGUCCCCUGUUGUAUGUCAUUAAGGAAGAAAAAAAACAAAAAAUGAAGAUUUUGUACAGUGAA
Molecule: messenger RNA, 5308 nt
Organism: Acanthopagrus latus (yellowfin seabream)
Lineage: Eukaryota; Metazoa; Chordata; Actinopteri; Spariformes; Sparidae
Gene: strn4
Product: striatin, calmodulin binding protein 4
Exons: 18
Coding region: 1-2334 (777 amino acids)
Cellular component (GO): dendrite
Molecular function (GO): armadillo repeat domain binding; calmodulin binding; protein phosphatase 2A binding
Source: RefSeq, a predicted model, not a curated record